AUGACUGAUCACGUCGUGGCUCAGCGCUAUCGUCUCGACGCGAAUGGUGGCUUGCGCGACGCCUACCUAUACCAGGAAGAAGACGAUAUCCAUGCUCGCAAGCAGCAUAGCCACUCGCACCACGUCGGAGCUGCCAAUGCCAACGAGGAUUCACCUCGUCCCUCCUCAUCUCUCCCCUCGAGCGUCUUUGCAGGUCAACGUCCCUUCCAGCAGCCCCCACCCGUGCCUGCGCGGCCAGCUCGAGCAGCUCCACCACCAAUGACUCGCAACUUCUCAAGGCCCAAUCACCCGUAUAACAGCGCUGCGUCAACUUUAGCGCCAGGCGACGGCUAUGACACCAGGCGCUUCAGCUUCGAUGACGACCACAGUCCUGGUUCGUCACGCCCUCCUAGCCUCUCCUUCUCCGCAUCCCGCGACUCUGAGAGCCACGCCGAGGCACCUCAGACACCCUUCAAGUCGCCUACCGACCUUCUUGAUGUGCAACACCCCGUCGACUUUGGCACCGUCAUUGAGGACGAUGACAAGGAGAAUGGCGGCAGCGAGAAGAGCGGCUUCGUCAGGAAGCUCAGACAUGCAGCCAGCUCGACCGGCUUGAGUCGCUCCUUGACAGGCAAGCGCAGCGUGAGCGCCAAGUCGGGCAACGCAGUACCACCCACACCUAGCGGUGAGCUCCCUCCGGCUCUGCGGGACGAAUACGACGGCGACUACUUUGGUCAGCAGCUUCAAGCCGCACAGAACAAGGGCAAUGUGCGCUCAGCGUCGUCAAGCGUCACGCCGUCGCCAGAUGUGUUGGAGAAGCCUUUGCCGCCCAUCGGUAGAGACUUUGAAGCCACUCGUAAUCGCAAGGCCAGCUUUGGUAAUCGUGCACGCCCAGAGUAUAUAGACCUACGGGCCCCUGGCGGCGAGAAGAAGAAGGGAAAACGAAACUUUCUCAAGACGCUCAUCAUCGGCAGCGAUCGCAGCAAUGACUCGACCUUCCUCCCACCUCCUCCUGCCUCGGCGCCUGCGCACGCUACGGAGUUCGGCGAGGCUGCGCUGAUGGCUAGGGGCAGCUCCGCCACGAGUCAAGGCAGUCAGGGCGGCAAGGCAGGCCGCAUCCUUGGCUUGAACGAAGAAAUCCCGAUGAGCAAGGCAGAUCGUCUUUUGGGCUUCAAUGAGCAGCAGCGCCGUCGCGAGAGCAGAUUCAUGGCCGAGCUCCUUGCCAAGCGUCAGGAUCCCCUCGCAGAGUUUGCGCCAGAUUGGAAGGAGUCUCGCGCACCUUCUCGACUUGACAACUUUCACAGCGCCUCAACCACUGCUGCAUCAUCAGCCUGCUCAUCACCAACAGGCAGCGAGGCACCGCUGCCAUCCGCUAGCGUGUCAGGCAGUGAGGCGCCAGCGACCCACCAUCAUCACGCAGAGUCAACGUCAACUGAAGACAGCUUCACCACUGCGAGCUCGAGCGACUCCGGCCGGGCUUCGGAUACGGCGCCGCGAGUGUCUGCAAGGGCGCCGCAGCUUACCGAUGAGAUCAGCAUGCACUCCAGGGAGCUGUCCGACGAGCUGACUGAGGACAUUAAUGCUGUGCUGCGGUCCCAGCGCAAUUCAUUCCAGAAGGUCGACGAGAUCAUGGCCGUCCACCGUCAGAUCACCAAGCGCAACAGUAGCAUGCGUCAUCACAGAAAGUCGUCCAGCACUUCCUCCUCCCGAUCGGCAGGCUACAAACCCGCCAUCUCAUCCUCUCUGGCUUCAUCCCAUCAGUCGUCACCCGUCUCUACACAUGCAUCUCUCCGCUCCAAAGAGGAUGCCGCAUCGACUAGCCCAAUGGUGUCCUCAAAGCAUCUUCCCACAUCCAGCAUCUCUGCGUCCGAGGCAUCCGUUGCGUCGACGGUCUCGUCCACCAGGGGCAGCUCCACAUCUGCGACGUCAGGCAGUAGUCGCAACCAGAAAUGGAACCAUGGCGACUCCACUCUGCUGCCGGCUUCUCCAGCCACCCGUCCUGGCCUUGGCCUGCGCUACAGGACAGCGCACAACAUCAGGUCACCUCCGCGCAGCAGCGUUGCCGGACCUCCCACCAGCGAGCCGAUGGCGCGCGUAUGCUCAGAGCCGAUGAAAGGUGCAGGCCAGGCCAGUGCAGCUGCGGCUGCUGGCUCUACUGCAGGCGCGAGUCAUCCCUUCGCUUUCCCCGCUGUUCGCCCGAGUCUGCGAAUGGCCAAGACCAGUGCAAUUCUUCCGCAAGCACGCGGAACGACUACGCGCGCCUCGCGCAUGCUCUCCGACUUGCCAGCCCUUUCCACCCUCCUUCAUUCCUGCCUAUUGGCCAGCAAGUCCACAACGCAGAGUCCGUGGUACGACUUGACUCAUCGCCCACUCUGCGCAUCGUCACCGAAGGACCGUAUCCCUCGCUCAUGGUCAGGCUACAUAAGGGCCUACGCUCGGGGCGAGUUCGAUCUGAGUCAACCACCCAAGCCCAGAUCAGCCCCGCUCGUGGAGCACGCCGUACCGCGCUCAUCGCCCAAUCCAGCGGUAGAGCGUCGAGCUCGUCAAACAUCGCUGGAGGAUGGGCCUCUCGACUCUCUCCCCAAGGGCAUCGGCCUCGAUUUUGCGUUCCCUAUGCCGCCGUCCCGCGCAGAUGGGCACGAGAAGGGUCUCGAGGCCCCUGGACAGCAUUUAAACUACCUGCAGGUGCAGCAUGAGCCUCGCCGAGGAUCAGAGGCUACGAUUCAGACCAUCGCAGCAAAGAGUCCGCUACUUGACGGUGCCACUGAGGAUCCUGAGGACACUUUGCAGAUGGAGGCAGAGGAGGUUCUCGCUGUUGGUGGUAUGGGGGACCUCAAGGCUCCUCGCCCGCCUUAUGAGGCCGAACGGCAGCAAGCUACGAUGCAAUACCUCGCUGCGUUGGGUAUCGAUGGCGAGUGCCGCGCCGCGUCCUACCAGAGCUCCAGGCUGGUGGCUAUUGUCGAUCGUCUUGCGGCCAUGCUCUCCACCAGGCAAGCCAGCAUUCAGCUCGUCUCCGACGACGAGGUCAUCAGCCUCGCCAAAUCGGGGCAGACCUUUGGAAUGGGCGAUGAUGAGGGAGGCAGGACGCCCAGAGCAGACGAUGCAUCCUCGCAGCGAGGCAUGCUUGGGCUCGAUCUUUUCGGCUCGGCGGUAGCAGUUCCUCUGCGUGAUGCUUCACUCGACGCUCAUGCGAUCCUGAGUCGACACGGCCUGCCCGUCGUCAUCACCGACGUACACAAUGACUGGCGCUUCUCAAUGCGAGCUUCCUCGAGCGAUGGAGCUUUCUUUGCCGCGGCCUCCAUCAUGUCCGAAGAUGGGCUUCCGAUCGGUACUGUGAGCAUCAGCGACAUUUCCACCCGCCCACAUGGUCUUACCAAGCACGAGCAGCACUGUCUUGCAGAGGCAUCGCGAGAAAUCUCUGCCGAACUCGAACAGUUACGUCGAAUGGCUCUCGGAACUCGACUGGCGAGGCUUGAUGAGAGCUUGGCCUCCUGGUCUCUCCAGAGCGAGGACGCUGCAGACGAUGCAGCGCCUGCCUCCUGGUCUCCGGCGAGGCAGCCCUUGAGCAUCGAGUCGACGCUGCUACUCGCGCCUCUUGGGCCCCAAGCCGGCUGCGCGGCCCCUCCAAGCCCUGGCACGCUCGCGCAAAGGCGGGGAGCCAAGACGCCGCAGAGCCUCGCUGUACCCUCUGCCCGCUCUCAACAGCAUUUACCGGUCGCUGCUCUACGGAGCGCUCUCAAGACGAUGGUCGAAGCUCUACAGAUGGAUCUGGCGUACAUUGCUCACGUCUCGCCAAGACCUGAACGGUCCUCGAGUAACGCUGCACACUUCCAGUGCUCCGUCAUCGUCCAGCACGAUCGGGCGGCCCCGAUGCCUACGGUGCUCCGCCCAGACGUUGGUCUGCAUCUCUGCGCUCUUGCCGCCCCUUCGAAGCGUGGUCUCCACUUUCAGCAGGACUCAGCACGCGUUUCUGAGCUGCUCGGCCGUAGCCUGGGAAGCAGCAAUGACGCGCUCAGCGGCGUCUUCCACACUGCUGCGGUCGUCAACUGUGGCCUCAAGGGAGGGGUGUCAGGUGUGCAAGACGGCCGCAUUGCGAAGGACACUGAGGGAUGGGUACUCUGUGUGGCCAGCAAGUCAAAGGACGUACGCUUCGCGCCAGAAAGCACCAUCUACUUACUGCGGUUUGCCAGCUUGCUCAUCCCAAUGUUGCUCGAGUCGGCAGCAGCGGCCGAGGCAGCGGUGGCUUCAUCUUCGCCCUCGCCCAAGUGGUCCACAUCGCCGUCCGGCGCAGCCUCUGCUCUGCCGGCUCAUCUGAUAAUCAACGGCGGGCGAGCCCGCAGUGCCUCGCGUGUGGGCUCUACCCCUUCACCGCCUGGAGGUCGCAUGGAUGCGCCCUUGGGACCGGCGUCUUCCUCGUCGUCUUCUUCCUCUUCCUCCGCAAGGCCUCGCUGCAUGAGCCCCGGUAUGCGUCGAGGCGGAGGCGCACCACCACCCCUCUCGCCUCCUCCCAACGAGCCACUGCCUCUCCUCCCCAGCACGCCCAGCCCAGUCAUCGCACUGCGCAACCUACCGAGCAUCUCCGGUACCUCUACCAGCAAAGCUCCUCCUAGCAAGCCACCCAGCGCUGCUCUGCCACCAAUUCCUCCUCCUCGUUCCACAGGCGCACUUCUGGCUGGCGUCACGUCGAAUGAACCACCUUCUUCCAUCGCACCAUCCUCAACGAUAGAUCAGCUCAGCCAGUUGACCUCGCUCCCUUCGAUGAAUUUUGCCGACCUAGGCCGCGAGUGGGCAGGCAACUAUGAUGAGGAGGGGCGCUACGAUGAUGAUGACGAGGACGACAAGGAUAGCGAGGAUGGGCUUGACUAUCUGAUGGAGGCACCUAAGCCUCCCAGACACGCGUACAAGGCGGCCGUCAUUGCAGGUGGAACGCGCGAGUGA
Molecule: messenger RNA, 4917 nt
Organism: Jaminaea rosea
Lineage: Eukaryota; Fungi; Basidiomycota; Exobasidiomycetes; Microstromatales
Exons: 1
Coding region: 1-4917 (1638 amino acids)
Source: RefSeq, a predicted model, not a curated record